Molecule: messenger RNA, 697 nt
Organism: Jaculus jaculus (lesser Egyptian jerboa)
Lineage: Eukaryota; Metazoa; Chordata; Mammalia; Rodentia; Dipodidae
Product: intestinal mucin-like protein
Exons: 5
Coding region: 7-612 (201 amino acids)
Cellular component (GO): extracellular matrix
Source: RefSeq, a predicted model, not a curated record
GAACUCAUGGAGGUCCCCGGAGAGUGCUGCAAGAAGUGCCAGCAGACCCACUGCAUCAUUGAGAGACCCAACCAGCAGUUCCUCAUCCUGCAGCCCGGGGACAUACAGAAGAACCCCAAUGACAAAUGCACCUUCUUCAGUUGCUUGAAAAUCAACAACCAACUCAUCUCCUCUGUCUCCAACAUCACCUGCCCUGACUUUGACCCUAGUAACUGUAUUACGGACUCUAUCACAUUCAUGUCGAACGGAUGCUGUAAGACAUGCAUCCCGCGGAACCAGACCAGGAUGCCUUGCUCCACCAUCCCCGUUACAAAGGAGAUCUCCCACAAUGGCUGCUCCAAGAACGUCACCACGAACUAUUGUUCUGGAUCUUGUGGGACUUUCGCCAUGUACUCGGCCCAGGUGCAGGCCCUGGACCACAGGUGCUCCUGCUGUAAAGAGGAGACGACCAGCCAGCUCGAGGUGGUACUAGAAUGCCCAGAUGGCCGUGAGCUGACCCACACCUACACGCACAUUGAGAGCUGUCUGUGCCAGGACAGUGUCUGUGGGCUCCCACAGGCCCAGCAAGCCCGUGUCCGUCGCUCCAGCUCCCGGCUUCUGGGAAGGAAGUGAGCCGUGCAGGCCCCUUCCUAUCUGCCACCAUCCUGCUGACCUGCUGAGCUCCCUUGCCUCCUAGCUUGGCUUCCUCUCUGCCGAU